This is a messenger RNA of Staurois parvus, 426 nucleotides long. The record is from the annotation of a GenBank genome assembly. NCBI's taxonomy places the organism in Eukaryota, Metazoa, Chordata, Amphibia, Anura, Ranidae.
AGGAAAGAUCAAGAAAAAGAUGAAAAGAAGAGGAAGAAAGAACUGGAGCAAGCCAAGAAAGAGCAGAAGGACAAAGAAAAGAAGGAACAAGAGAUACGAAAGAAAUUUAAGUUAACAAGUGAUAUUGAAGUUAUUCAUCAAGUCAAGGCCAGCGUGGACCACAAAGGCGGUAAAAAUGAACUCUCUUUCAAGAGUGGUGAUCAGAUUGAAGUCAUACGUGUCACAGAUAACCCUGAAGGAAAAUGGCUGGGUAGAAUGAAUGGAAUCUAUGGUUACAUCAAAACGACAAUGGUGAAUGUUGACUAUGACUCACUAAGGAGAAGAAAAACAGUAACUAUGACCAUUCCCAUAAAACCAGAUCCAGACCAGGAAAUUUAUGACGAUGUUGGAGAAGAUGAGGCCAUCAACAACUCUGGCGGGAACUCG